UUUUCUUGUUCCGCCGUCAGAGGAUCAGCCAUCACGUAUUCGCCACUACACUCCUUGAAAACACCCACAAAAAUUUUUGUAAAAAAAAAUACUUAAAGCUAAAAGUAAAACGAAAUUAAACAAAGCAUUACAUUGGAUUUCUAAACCCUGUACGACCUCUGCGAGUUUGAAUUUAUUGUAAUUUUGAGAGAGUACAAAAAUAAAUUAAACUAAUUGAAAUCUUAUUUUAUUUACAAAUUGUAAACAAGUAGAUUUUUGACAUCCAUCGACAGCCAGCAUGACAACAACUGUCAUUACUGUCAACCGGUGGCGCUUUCUUUUUCCUUUCCGUUGAAUCAACAAAGAGUUGGAGCAGUUUUGUUCGAACGAACAGAACGUGGACGUAGUUACUCUAUUCACUCUGAAAAGCCGAGAGGCCAAAGAAAUAAGAAUUUACGGAGUAAGCAAGCCGAACCAAGUUAAGUGUUUUCUUUCACUCUUCAAUCCAAUUUAUGACCGAACACGAUGAAUGUGUCGAUAGUGUAAGCAGUUUCAGGAGUCGAGAAUUGCAUAGAGCAGGUGGAGCAGAUGCGAAUGAAAACUUGCUUGCGUGGGUGGUUUCGUUUGAACUGUCGUGUCAAUGCCAUGAAGCAAUCAAUAAGCAUGUUUUUGUGUUUUUCUGACUAAUUACACAUAAUUAAAAGAAACCGGAUAAUGAAUUUCCAGCAUAAAAAAAUACAAUUGUUCUAGUGUUGUUUGAUAACGUGAGUCCAAUAAUUGCUCAUGAUGUGGUACGAAAACGUGAAUGUACUUCCAGAUAAUUUUACUCAAGAUUACUUAUUUAAAAGUUCUCCGGAGUCAUGUAGUACUGACAAUUCAUUCGUUCCAGACAAUUUUGAAGGUUCAAGCGAAAGCAUAUCGGAUGAAGAUUUCAUGACCCAACUGUCCUCAGAUUUGGAUAUUCCGCUCCUCUUAAACCCCGGUGACGAUGAAAUGGGCAUCCUAAGUUCAUUUCUGGAUAAAAGUCCAGAUGAGAUUCUCUCAGAAGUCACUCCUAUUUCUCCCUACUUAGAGGAUUGUGAUAUGAAAGACGACAUAGACAUUAAAGAACUCGAUUUAUUCCUUCAAGACAGCAUCGAUAAUGUACAAUUGACUGAAUUAAAUGACAAUAACAUCAAAACAGAAGUACAUUCUGAUGAAUCUUGCUCCUCGAGAAAUUCUGUAGAAUCAUCUACACCUCCUCCAUACAUUCAAAUAAAAAAAUCAAAUUCGCCACCUUUGACUCAAGUACCCAAUAUCUUGCCAAAACAGGAAUUUGUAAAAACCAACCCUCAAAGUAAAGUUGCAAUCAAAAGAAUACCAAUUAAACCUAGAGUACCACCAGCAAAUUCAAACAUUGUACUUAUCAAAGACCUUAAAACCAAAUUUACACCCAACAAUUGCAAUAAAAUUGUGGUAUUAGAUAACAUUUCUGUUAAUAAUAUAAAUGGAUUGAGUUACGUAAAUAAGUCUAUAGUCAAUAUACCCCAAGUCACAGUUAAUAAUAAUAAUAGAAAUAUUGAUCCAAAAAUGCUAAAAAGACAAGAAAGAAGGAUUAAAAACCGAGAAUCAGCCAGCAUAUCAAGGAAAAAAAAGAAAGAGUACUUGACCAUGUUGGAAGAUCAAGUUCAGGCUUUGAAAAAUGAAAACCAACGUCUAACAGUAGAGAAUAAAUGUUUAAGAGAAAGACUGUCAAUGUAUGAAACUACCAAAAAAUUACAAUUUGAUAAUAUUGCAGCUAAAAUUUCAAAACCAGCCAUUGUUUUGUGUGCAUUUUUAUUAGUUGUUGGAAUAAAUUUGAAUUUGGGAAAUUUCACACCUGGCUUCAAGCCAGAUUUAUACAAAACACAAAGCAAUUCGCUUAAAGUAAGCAACCACUAUGGCCGAAAUUUAUUGUGGGCUCCUGAAAACAAUAAUUCAAAUGAAUUUGAGAAUAAAACCUAUUUUUCCCCUUUACCAAUGUGUCCUGCUUCAAUAAAUCAAACCGAAAGUGCUAGAUUGUUGUUGGAAUUAGAAAAGUGGAUUGGUAAACCAGAUGACAUUCCUGCUCCUCCUCCAACAAAACCAAAACCUAAUAUAAAUAAGAUGAAAAGAAAGAAAUUGAGACUUGACAUGUCCUUGGCUCAAAUAAAAAAGCAGGAAAGAUUUGGGCCAGAUAAUGAAGCCAGAAAUGAGAUUCAAGUUUUUAGCCCAAAAGAAGAUGUUCUUUAUUCUGACUUUUUUGAUGCAAUCAAUAGACAAGGUGAUACUUUUUAUGUUGUAUCUUUCAGCGAUCAGCAUAUGCUUCUACCAGCUUUGCAUCACAAUAAGACUAGACGCCCCAAGAUGUCACUACUUAUGCCUUUUGUGUUUCCUAAUGACACAUCAACCCAAACGUAUUUCCCAUUGAUGCAAAUCGAUUGCGAAGUUUUGGAUACAAAACUGGUGCAUAUAAACUAUGCAACAAUUCCAAGUCCCUAUAGGCAAUAUGGGAAUUUUACUAAACAGACUGACAAGGAUGAGGCUGAUGUCAAGUCUAAGGAAAAGUACAGGCCAUAUUUUUUGGAUAAAAGUAAUAAUUAAUUUUUGUUUUUUUGUCUUUUGGAUAUAAUUUAAUUCAACUUUUGUCUAAGGAGCAGCUUACAUUAAUAUCCCAUUCCUAAUCUGAAAUUUGAUUAAUUUUUGUUUGGUUUUGCAAUUGAUUUUUCUCCCAAAUAAAUCUAGUAUCAUUUCAAUAUAUUUUAUUUUUAACUAUAUAUGAAAUGUUGUCAUUACUGACUUUUCAAAAAUUUGAAAAUGUCACAUUUCUGUCUUUCCACUUUCCUAAUCCAUUACCUAUCCCAGGACGGGAAAUUUUUUCCGUCCUCAUUUCCCGUCCACGGACGGAAAAUGGAGCAGGGAAAUAUUUCCCGUCCUCAUUUAUUUGAGAAAGAAAUUAUGGUUAAAAAUAAAAUAGUAUACAAACCUCGACGGCAAACUUCAUUGCUGUCUCGAGGUUCAUUUUAUCUCGACGCUACGCGUCUCGAUAAACUAUAUAACCUCUCGAUCAGCAAUGAAGCAUUUCUCGUCUCGGAUUGUAAUAUACUAUUAUCGAGUAUUUUAUAUCAAUUUUAAACUGCUCCCUAGACAAAAGUUAUAAAUGAAACCGGUGCAGGUGUGUAGUGUUAUUUAAAUAUUAAUAUAUUUAGUUGAAAUUUCAUAUUUUAUUUGAAUGGCAAAUUUAAAAUUUUGCCAAAAAUAUGCACAGUUACUAAUUAAUUAUUUUUUAGUUUUUACACUGUAAAUAAUUUAUUACACUUUAUAAUGUAAGGGACUUGUUAAAUUAGUAUUAUUUUGUAAAUUGUGAUCUCUUUAAUAAAACUUUACCAAUAAAUGUGUGUUUUAUUUUCUUUAUUCACCUAAAGUACAAUUAUGCCUUCUUAAACCUCGUUUUGUUUUAAAUUCUUUUGCACAUGGUUCACAUUUAAAAGUCUCCCUUCUUCCAUGGAUUUGCUGAUGUUCUUUUAGCCCAUCAGAUCUAGCAAAAGACUUGUCGCAUUUUCCACAACUAUAAGGCUGAAUUCCUGUGUGUGUU
This is a messenger RNA of Ceutorhynchus assimilis (cabbage seed weevil), 3571 nucleotides long. The record is from the annotation of a GenBank genome assembly. NCBI's taxonomy places the organism in Eukaryota, Metazoa, Arthropoda, Insecta, Coleoptera, Curculionidae.